AAAGAGAGAACGAAAGGGGGAACGGCGGCAGAGACAGACGGAGAGAGAGACAGAGAGAGGGAGAGAUAGAAGAGGGUUAGGACAGGAUAAGUUGUUUCAAUGAGCACCACCUCUUUCCCCGUGCGCAAUCCUGAUAUUCUUUUGUCUCACAAAGGCGAAACCGUGGAGCCCUACUAUCAGGAGACACUGCUGCACUACACGCCAUACAGGGGCCACCUUCCCACGAUGCAGCGGGAUGAGCUCGCCGGCAGGGAGGAGUUCGGCUACGACCGUGUGGCCACGCUGGAGAGAGCCGAGCGCGUGGCCACCCUGGAGCGGAGCACGCUGGGACGGCGCCUGGACAGGGACAACUACACGGUGGACGUGAGGGCCAGCGACCUGCACCUGACUCCGGCCCCGCGCGUCCACCCCUGCCUCAGCUACCGGACCUGGCUCUACAGCGCCCUCAUCGGGAGCAGUCUGCUGAUCACCACAGGCUUCUCCCUCUACCUGGGGAAUGUGUUCCCUGUGGCCAUGGACUACCUGCGCUGUGCUGCUGGCUCUGGCAUCCCAGCAGCCAUUGUUAGUUUCGCCAUUGCCAAAAACAGACAUGUUGCAGUGUCAGAUUUCCAGGUGAUGUUCGUGUCCUCAUUUGCCGUGACGACCACCUGCCUGGUCUGGUUCGGCUGUAAACUGGUCCUCAGCCCCUCCGCUCUCAAUAUCAACUUUAACCUCAUCCUGCUCAUCCUCCUGGAGGUGCUGCUGGCCAGCACUGUCAUCCUGUCCGCACGCUCAGCCGAAGACUGCUGCAGCCGCUCAAAGAUGGGGUAUGAUCCACCAACAAAGCCUGUCAAGUUUCCCACACGUAUCCUGAAGGCCUACUCUGUCAUUGAGGUCAUAGUGGGGAUCUCGGCCGUGUUCGGGGGCAUCAUCGCUCUGAACAUGGACGCCCUCAUGCCGGGACCUUACUUGUCAGUCACCUUCUUCUGGAUCCUGGUGGCUUGUUUCCCCAGUGCCAUAGCCAGUCACGUGGCAGCGGAAUAUCCCAACAAGUGUCUCGUGGAGGUGUUGAUUGCCAUCAGCAGUGUGACUUCUCCUCUGCUCUUCUCUGCCUCUGGCUACCUGUCCAGCAGUGUGAUUAGUGUCUUCCAGAUCUUCCAGCAAGAAGUGCCCGUUUCUAAACAGUCCUAUGACAUCCUCCUGCUGAUCCUGCUGGUGCUGCUGCUGGUCCAGGCGGUUCUGACCGUGUCCACAGUGGUGCACUGUGCCUCCUACAAGAGCUCCAUCCGCAAGGGGGCCCCUGAGUGGGACUCCCUCUCUCUCAUUCAUUGUUUCCGUCUCAUCUGUUCUUUCUCACAGCAUCAGGCAUCCAACGGAAGUUUGAGGGAGUUUGAUAAAGACAAGGCUUGGAAGGCAGUAGUGGUGCAGAUGGCCCAGUGAGAAGAGAGGAGAGAAGGACAGCAAGUGUCUUUACUAAAUGAGUGAGUGAGUGAGUGAGUGAGUGAGUGAGUG
Messenger RNA from Clupea harengus (Atlantic herring), 1491 nucleotides. RefSeq names its product modulator of VRAC current 1 (gene mlc1). Lineage: Eukaryota; Metazoa; Chordata; Actinopteri; Clupeiformes; Clupeidae. The transcript has 12 exons. Gene Ontology annotation, cellular component: endoplasmic reticulum; plasma membrane; cytoplasmic vesicle. Gene Ontology annotation, biological process: regulation of response to osmotic stress. The record is from RefSeq and is a predicted model, not a curated record. Bases 100 to 1419 code for a protein of 439 amino acids.